Messenger RNA from Hibiscus syriacus, 1048 nucleotides. RefSeq lists its product as uncharacterized. NCBI's taxonomy places the organism in Eukaryota, Viridiplantae, Streptophyta, Magnoliopsida, Malvales, Malvaceae. The coding region runs from base 139 to 840 and encodes 233 amino acids. The transcript is spliced from 5 exons. The record is from RefSeq and is a predicted model, not a curated record. Gene Ontology annotation, biological process: female meiotic nuclear division; male meiotic nuclear division.
AUAUCCCAAGAAAAACACACACUUUUGUUCCCUCUCUCAUUGCUGUUGACUGAUCAUGUAAUCUACAGUAAGAAUGGAACCUUUGAUGUGUUUUUAAAAUAUUUUCUUAGCUAUUUAAGACAGGCCUUAGCCCCCAACAUGGGUGAGUUUAAGUUCAACUCCAUGGCUUAUUACACUACUAACAGCAGCAGCAGCAUCAAUGGCACUUCCCUAGGUUGGGAUCUUCAAAACCUCGGAGUUGUCAACGCAGACAUGCCUUUAGAUUUCUCUUCUGGGUAUCUCGAAGAUGCUUUGCUUGAAUUCACCGAACGAUCCAAACGAAGAAGACUGUUGUUGUACAACGAUGAUGAUCAUGGUGAAAUCAGUGGUUUCAAUGAUCUUGCAAUGCAAGGAUGCUGGGAUUAUAGCUGCAACUGGGGCCUCUCUGAAGAUUUCACCUGCAUCAAUGGCGUUUCAGAUCAGAUGAAAACAACAGAUGCUUUUGAUUCGUCGUCGUCUUCUUCAUGCAAGCUCUCGGCUGUGAAAACCAAGUCGUUUUCUUCCGGAAACGAAGAUAAGACGAAGAUGAAGAAGAGGGUGAUAACGAGGGUUGUUUAUCCAUUCGCAUUGGUUAAGCCCGGCGGCGUCGAAGGCGAUACGACUCUGAAUGACAUUAACGAAAGGAUUCUAAUGCCGCCGUCGAGGCCUGUAAGGCACCCGGUCGGCGACUUCGCUUGUCGGCCAUGCGUAUCGGCCGAUGGUCCCGGCCUCUCCGGUAAAGAUGUUGUGGCCCUCACCAAAAUACACACCCAAGGGAGAGGCACCAUCACCAUUAUUCGAACCAAAGAUUUGUACUUUUGAGUGAAAAAGACUUGUGCUUUGAACCAAAUGGGACGUGAAGAAGAAGCAAGAAGAAAGAAGAGAUGGGGUAAAAAGAAAGGAAAAGGAAAAGCUAUGGGAAUUAUUGCUUUAUUUCCACAUUUUGUUUUGAUGAAGACACCAAACCAAAGGGCUAAAUUUUAGCUUUUGUGCCCUUUGGUGUCUUCAAAUAUAUCAUGAAUCUUGACCA